ACACACACACACAGGCAGGCAGGCAGGCAGCCCCCCUAUGCAACAGUGUGCCGCACCGGAGACUCAAGUCACAAUGCGCCGGCGGUGGUAACGUGGAGCGAUGGUGCCUUUUGGAGCUUUGCAGCGUGCAGAUGUCGCAUGAGGGCAAUGCGCCUUUUUUUGGUCUUUUUUUUUUUUUUCCUUCUCCUCCUCCUUUUUCUUCUUCCGAUUGAAAGGCAAGCGCUAACCUUCACCAUGCUUUAACCUUGGACGCAGAGGGGAAUAUUAAUACUUUAUUCUCAUCGAUUAUUCAUUGCGAGAGCCCCGCUGAGAGGGGAAACAAAGCGUUCCAAUGUUGAAUUUGAUCUUUAAUUCAUGCACGGGGUGUCGUUGGGCGGUCAUCUUUGUUUACAGAAAGAGUUCAUCAUCGCAGAGCGGCAUGUGAGAGAGCUAAUGCCCAUUAAAGGGGGUUCACAAAUCGAUUUGAUAUCCAAUUAGCUGGGCAGCAAUAUGCCAUCUUUGGAUUUAGUCCUCUAAAGGUUUUGCGGAAUAAUCAACAGGUUGAAAGUCAAGGUUUUUUUUCCUCCUCUUUCUCCUGUGUGCCAGUAACACAUAUCCAACUGAAGGGAUGCGUCUCUCUGUUCCCAUCUUCCUUCUGCUGUGGGUUAAAGCCCUGACAUUGAAAAACCUCAGUUAUUCUGUCCCGGAGGAGCAAGGACCCGGCACUGUCAUCGGUAAUAUCGCGAAAGACGGCGGUUAUGGGACCCUGGAGAGAGGGAAAAAAUCCAACUUCAGAGUGUUGGAGAAUUCCGCGCCACACCUGGUGGACGUCGACCCGGAGAGUGGACUUAUUUUCACCAAACAAAGGAUUGACAGGGAGACGUUAUGCCGGCGGAACCCAAAGUGCCAGCUCUCCAUGGAAGUGUUUGCCAAUGACAAGGAAAUAUGCAUGAUCAAGAUCGACAUCCAGGACAUCAACGACAACUCGCCCGGUUUCCCCUCCGAUCACGUUAACAUCGACAUCUCUGAGAACGCAGCAGCGGGCACGCGCUUCCCUCUGACUAUCGCACAUGACUCGGAUACCGGAGAGAACGGGAUCAAGACUUAUCAGGUCACCAGAGAUGAUUACAAUACAUUCUCGCUGGAUUUAAAAGUAAGAGGCGACGGGACUAUUUAUCCGGAGCUGGUGGUUCAGAGACCUUUGGAUAGGGAAGACCAGAACCAUCACACCCUCCUCCUCACCGCCAUAGAUGGGGGAGAGUAUCCCAGAUCAGGCUCCAUGCAAAUCAAUGUCAGGGUGACUGAUUCGAAUGACAAUAGCCCCAUUUUUGAGAAAUCCUCCUAUGUGCUGGAACUCCCCGAGAAUUCCCCGCCUGGAAAAGUACUCAUAGAUUUGAACGCCACCGACCAUGAUGAGGGGAGCAACGGACAGGUGGUUUACUCCUUCACAGGAUACGCAUCUGAGCGAAUACAAGAUUUGUUCUCCAUUGAUCCCAAUACUGGAGUCAUCAAGGUUCAGGGGGAAAUUGAUUAUGAAGAGAAUCCCAUCAUAGAAUUUGAUGUGCAGGCCAAGGAUCUUGGGCCCAAUCCCAUACCGGGCCAUGCGAAAAUUACUGUCAAAGUGCUUGACAAAAAUGACAACUCACCAAUAAUCAGUUUUGUUUCUGUGCGGCAGGGUGCCAUCAGCGAGGCGGCACCCUCCGAAUCUGUCAUCGCGCUUGUCAGAGUGACGGAUAAAGAUUCCGGCCGGAAUGGUCAGCUCCAGUGCCGGGUGCUGGGAAACGUUCCUUUCCGUCUGCAAGAGAACAAUGACAAUUUUUACACGCUGCUCACCGACAGACCUUUGGAUCGGGAGACCAAAGACGAAUAUAACGUCACGAUCGUGGCCAGAGACAAUGGCAUCCCCUCGUUGAACUACACCAAGUCGUUCACUGUGAAAAUCUUGGACGAGAACGACAAUGCGCCCCGCUUUACUAAAGUCGUGUACGUGCUGCAGGUGCCCGAGAACAACAUCCCGGGCGAGUAUCUGGGCUCCGUCCUGGCCCACGACCCGGACGUAGGCCGCAACGGCACAGUAACCUUCUCCAUUUUGCCGUCGCAUAUCGGCGAAGUGUCUGUUUAUACGUACGUUUCUGUUAACCCCACCAAUGGAGCCAUAUAUGCGUCGCGCUCUUUUAACUAUGAGCAAACAAAAUCCUUUGAAUUCAAAGUUCAGGCUAAAGACGGAGGCACCCCUCACAUGGAGAGCUCUUCCACCGUCAGGGUCAACAUCCUUGAUGUCAACGACAAUCUCCCAGUGAUCAUUUUACCGCUCCUUCAAAACGAUACAGCGGAAAUCCCGGUGCCUCGCAACGUGGGCAUCGGCUACAUCGUGGCUACGGUGAAAGCGGUGGAUCACGAUCACGGAGAGAGCGGCCACUUGACGUACGAGAUCACCGAAGGGAACGACGACCACCUGUUCGACAUGGAUCCUAUAGGCGGCGAAGUCCGGACCACCCACGCCCUGUGGGAAGAGGUCUCGCCCGUGGUUGAGCUGGUGGUAAAGGUAACCGACCACGGCAAGCCGCCCUUAUCCGCUGUAGCCAAGCUGGUCAUCAAGGCCAACGCGGAAGCAGCAGCAGGUGGCGGGGGCUCCGGCGUGAGCGGCGAGCAGCAGCACUGGGAUGUAUCCCUGCCCCUCAUCGUUACCCUCUGCAUUAUCUCUGUCAUGCUCUUAGCCGUCAUGACGGCCAUCGCUGUCAAGUCCAAGCAUCAAGAUAAAGAGAGCGGGAAUUAUAACUGCCGAAUGCCUGAGUACUCCAAUCCUCCGGUGGGGAAGGGCAAGAAGAAGCGGAUCAACAAGAGUGACAUCAUGCUGGUGCAGAGUGAGAUGGAGGAGAGAGAUUCGGCCAGCCGCAUGAAUGUGGUGAGCAGCCCCUCGCUCAUUACUUCGCCCAUUUGCUUCGACUACCAGAGCCCCCUGCCGCUCACGCUGCCCAGAUCCGAGGUCAUGUACCUGAAGACGACCCCGAACAGCCUGACGGUACCCAGGCCGGGUUGCCACUCCAGCUUUGCCGGGCUGAACACAGACACAACGGCAAACAGGAUGUCCGUGAUACAGACAGAAAACUUCCCCUCCGAGCCCAAUUACGCUGGCAGCAGGCAGCCGUUUGUUCAAAGCUCUACAUUUAAGGAUGCAGAACGAGCGAGCCUCCGAGACAGUGGCCAUGGUGAUAGUGACCAGGCUGAUAGUGACCAGGAUACUAAUCGAGGCUCCCAGUGUGACACGUCUGCCAGGGAGGCCCUCAAGAUGAAAGCCACAUCAGUUAAUGGGCAGCCUUUCGAGCAGGAACAAGACAAAUCAGUCCACUGCACCGAUGAGUGUCGUGCACUGGGACACUCUGACAGAUGCUGGAUGCCAAAGUUACGGAUCGGAAGCCAAGCGGACAGCGCAGAUAAUCGCACCAACCUUUUCAUCCCCGUGGGAAUGGAUGCCAUGGUAGAGACAGAGAUUUAUGGCACCAUCAGCCGCGGCAGUCGGAAAACCCUCAGCACCUUCGGGAAGGAGCAGCGGGACAGCACCGUCCUGGUGGCCAACGUCAAACCCUACUUGAAGUCGCAGCGUGCGCCGUGCCCGCCCCUGCAGGAGAGUCCGCCGGCCCCCGCGAGCCCCGGCAAGAGCGGACCGGCCCUGGACUCGGCCGAGCAAGAUGUGAAGGAGGAGCGGGAGGGGGGCUCAGACAGCAGUGCCUACGGCCCUCCGGACGGCCAGUGCUCCCCGCUGCACACCGCGGUGGAGGAGCCCUCCUACCUGACCCGCGAGCUCCGCCCCAAGGCACUGUCCAGCAGCCUCAUUCACAGUGCCGUCAUCAGCCAGGAGUGUGGUGUGUCGGAGUACGAGCAGCAGGACUCGGGGAACUGACGUGGCGGAACCCUCGCAAGCGCUCUUAAGUGUGUGAUUGGGGCCGAUUUGAGGGGGUGGGGGGGGGGGUUGUUUUUUGUUUCUUUGGGGUCCAAACAUUGUAUAACCAAAAAUCAUCUGCUUUGUGUCUUUCCUUGUUUUUUACUCAGUGACUCGUAGGGAUGGGCAAUUGAAUAAUUUCCUUGAUCGACGGUGGAAAAAAAAAAAAAAAAAAACACAAUGACCAAUCAAUUGAUUAAUUGUUUUUUUUUUUUGUUUUGGUUUUUUUUUCCUUUUUUUUUGUAAGAAUCUCUUUCUGAAUGUCCGGAACUCCUGUUGCCAUGCUUGUGGUGUAUUGAACAGAGAAUAUGGGCCGUUGGCAUUGAAAAAAACUGACGUCACGGUGUACUUCUUUAGACAGCAAACGGGCGCAUCUCAAUGAAUCCGAAUAUUGUCCGAGUUCUGUUCAUUACUUUGUCGUCACAGUAGAAAAGUUGAUGAAACCCCAGCUCACCCGUGACCCUAAUUGGGAUAAACAGUAUAGAUGGAUGAUCAGAGCUGACGGCUUUCGAAAAUCCACAAAUUCAACAUCUGAAGAAAUGAGAAUACAGGAUUACAUAAGAAACCGUUUGUUUUGGCUGGAACGGCCCUCAUGGUGAAUCCUUGAAAUUACUGUCAAAGUCCGAUGCCGAAAGUCAUAUAUUACACCUACAUAUUCAUUAAACACUCUGGAAAUUCAAAUGCCUUUUUGGGGCGGGUCUUCACCUGCCCCAAAAGUGAAAUGUGCUGGACUGUGUGGUUUCUGGUGAAAAUGUAUCUAUUUUAUGGGUUCUAAACGCACCCAAACGUCACUCAGUAGCAUAUCCCCAGAGAGUGAGA
This is a messenger RNA of Hippocampus comes (tiger tail seahorse), 4738 nucleotides long. RefSeq names its product protocadherin-17-like. Gene Ontology annotation, molecular function: calcium ion binding. The record is from RefSeq and is a predicted model, not a curated record. NCBI's taxonomy places the organism in Eukaryota, Metazoa, Chordata, Actinopteri, Syngnathiformes, Syngnathidae. Gene Ontology annotation, biological process: homophilic cell-cell adhesion. The transcript is spliced from 4 exons. Bases 608 to 3880 code for a protein of 1090 amino acids. Gene Ontology annotation, cellular component: plasma membrane.